Messenger RNA from Debaryomyces tyrocola, 257 nucleotides. The record is from the annotation of a GenBank genome assembly. Lineage: Eukaryota; Fungi; Ascomycota; Pichiomycetes; Serinales; Debaryomycetaceae.
AUGAGGAUCGGGACCGUCUCAUCAAUAGCAAUUUCAAAAGUUGAGAACAUAAUACUAACAUAAUAUAGGGUAAAGUUCACGGUUCUUUAGCUCGUGCUGGUAAAGUUAAGUCUCAAACUCCAAAAGUUGACGCUCAAGAAAAGCCAAAGAAGCCAAAGGGUAGAGCUUACAAGCGUUUAUUAUACACUAGAAGAUUCGUUAACGUUACUUUGACUAACGGUAAGAGAAAGAUGAAUCCAUCCCCAACUUCUCAAUAA